Messenger RNA from Dromiciops gliroides (monito del monte), 2278 nucleotides. RefSeq names its product polyunsaturated fatty acid lipoxygenase ALOX12-like. The transcript is spliced from 14 exons. Lineage: Eukaryota; Metazoa; Chordata; Mammalia; Microbiotheria; Microbiotheriidae. The record is from RefSeq and is a predicted model, not a curated record. Gene Ontology annotation, cellular component: cytosol; plasma membrane. Gene Ontology annotation, biological process: lipid oxidation; linoleic acid metabolic process. The coding region runs from base 81 to 2075 and encodes 664 amino acids. Gene Ontology annotation, molecular function: protein binding; arachidonate 15-lipoxygenase activity; arachidonate 12(S)-lipoxygenase activity.
GCCUCACUGGACAGCAGUGGGCAGGGCUCUGCCCAGCUUUCCCGUUAUUCUUCUCACAGCAGCCAGAGUCUCCAGACAAGAUGGGUCACUACCGGGUUGCGGUGGCCACCGGGAGCUUUGCCUUCUCGGGCUCCGUCAACAGCGUGCAGCUGUGGCUGGUCGGGCUGCGUGCAGAGGCGGAACUGGGGAUGACGCUGUGGCCAAUUAAGGGACAGACAAUGAAUUUUGAAGUUGAUGUCUCAGAAGACCUGGGUCCCCUCGUGUUUGUGAAGCUUCGUAAAAUCCACCUUCUGGUGAAGGAUGCCUGGUUCUGCAACCACAUAACUGUCUGGGGCUCUGAGCAGAGCAUGGAGAAGGAGGUGGUGUUCCCCUGCUACCGCUGGGUGCAAGGGGAUGACAUCAUCUGCCUGCCUGUGGCUACUGCUUGGAUGAUGAGGAAUGAAGCCCAGGGCCUGUUUCAGAAACAUGCAGAAGAGGAGCUGGAGGAGAGAAGGACACUCUAUCGUUGGGCCACCUGGAAGGAAGGGAUACCCUUGUCAGUGGAUGCAGCAUCAGAGAAAGACCUGCCGGUGGAUGUGAGAUUCUAUGAGGGGAAGAAGAUUGACUUUGAGGGGACACAGGUUGCAGGAGUGAUAGAGAUUGGUCUAAAACGCCUGUACACCUGCCUGAGCUCCUGGGAUAGCUUGGAAGACUUUAACCAAAUUGUCUGGCGCAACAAGAGUGCCCUGUCUGAGAGGGUGCGCCAGUCCUGGAAGGAUGAUGACUUUUUUGGCUACCAGUUCCUCAAUGGUAUCAAUCCCACACUGCUGAGAAGGUCCACCUCACUCCCCACUAGACUCGUGAUCCCCCCAGGGACAGAGGGUCUUCAGGCCCAGCUGGAAAGAAAGCUCCAGGAGGGUCGCCUGUUUGAAGCUGACUAUUCCCUGCUGGCUGGAAUCCAGGCCAAUGAGAUCCAGGGAGAGAGGCAGCACCUGGCUGCCCCCCUAGUUAUGUUCAAGAUGGAGCCUGAUGGGAAGCUGCUACCCAUGGCCAUCCAGCUCCAGCCUCCCUGCUCUGACUCUCCAGUCCCACCACUCUUCCUGCCCUCAGAUCCCUCCCUCACUUGGCUCCUGGCCAAGGCCUGGGUCAAAAAUUCUGAUUUUCAGCUGCAUGAGCUGCAAGCACAUCUGCUGAAAACCCAUUUGAUGGCUGAGGUGUUUGCUGUAGCCACUAUGAGGUGCCUCCCAGGGAUGCAUCCCAUCUUCAAGCUCCUGAUGCCUCACUUCCGGUACACACUGGAGAUUAAUACUCGUGCUCGGACCAAGCUCAUUGCUGAUGGGGGAAUUUUUGAUCAGGUGGUGAACACUGGUGGGGGAGGUCACCUGGAUGUCCUCCGAAGGGCAACAGCCUGUCUGACCUAUCGAUCCCUCUGCCCUCCUGAUGACCUGGCUGACCGAGGGCUCCUGGGGCUUCCAUCAGCUCUCUAUGCUCACGAUGCCCUUCGGCUCUGGGACAUCAUCUCCCGGUAUGUGCAAGGAAUGGUCCAACUCCAUUAUUCAGGGGAUGAGGUUGUGCAGAGUGACCCUGAGCUACAGGCUUGGUGCCGAGAGAUCACUGAGAUUGGGCUGUGUGGGGCCCAGGACCGAGGGUUUCCUGUCUCUUUCCAGUCCCGUGCUGAGCUCUGCUACUUUGUCACCAUGUGCAUCUUCACAUGCUCAGCUCAACACUCAGCCGUUAAUCAGGGACAGCUAGACUGGUAUGGCUGGGUCCCUAAUGCUCCAUGCACUAUGAGGCAGCCACCACCAACCACAAAGGAUGUGACAUUAGAGAUGGUGAUGGCCACACUUCCCAAUGUCCAUCAGGCCUGUCUCCAGAUAACUAUUUCAUGGCACCUGGGUCGGUUCCAGCCAGACAUGGUACCCCUUGGUCAUCACAAGGAGGAAUACUUCUCAGGACCUGGGCCCAAGGCUGUACUGAGACGUUUUCAGGAUGAUCUAGAAACCCUGGAAGGGGAGAUUGUGGCCCGGAAUAAAGGCCUGGACCUGCCCUAUGAACAUCUUAAGCCAAAACGUAUAGAGAACAGUGUUACCAUCUAAGUCCAACACCUGGCUGACCACCACUCUGAUUGGGUUGGAAAAGCCCUGUUUCCUUUCCUAACCUUACUCCUUUUACUCUCAUAUCCACAGAAACAAAGACCACAAACUUGAGGCUCUGUCCCCACAUUGGACCUGCCUGCUCUUUCUCACCCCCACACUGAGGAGUCUUUCUCCAUCUGGUAUAAAGCAUGCUUAAUAUCACA